Lonchura striata (white-rumped munia) is the source of this 2437-nucleotide messenger RNA. RefSeq names its product FERM domain containing 6 (gene FRMD6). Gene Ontology annotation, cellular component: cytoplasmic side of apical plasma membrane; cytoskeleton. The record is from RefSeq and is a predicted model, not a curated record. Gene Ontology annotation, biological process: positive regulation of hippo signaling. NCBI's taxonomy places the organism in Eukaryota, Metazoa, Chordata, Aves, Passeriformes, Estrildidae.
UGAGGUGCCCCCCACCGCCCACCCCGAGCCCCCUGCCCAGAGCACGAUGAACAAGCUGCCCUUCCACAACAACAGAGUCAUGCAGGACCGGCGCAGCGUGUGCAUCUUCCUCCCCAACGACGACUCCCUCAACAUCAUCAUCAACGUGAAGAUCUUGUGCCAAGAGUUACUGGUGCAGGUGUGUGACCUCCUGAGGCUGAAGGAUUGUCACCUCUUCGGGCUCAGCGUCAUCCAGAACAAUGAGCACGUGUACAUGGACCUGGCCCAGAAACUCUACAAGUACUGCCCCAAGGAGUGGAAGAAGGAGGCCAGCAAGGGGAUCGACCAGUUUGGCCCUCCCAUGAUCAUCCACUUCCGAGUGCAGUACUACGUGGAGAACGGGCGGCUCAUCAGUGACAGGACAGCUCGGUACUACUACUACUGGCACCUGAGGAAGCAGGUGCUGCACUCGCAGUGUGUGCUGAGGGAGGAGGCGUAUUUCCUGCUCACGGCCUUCGCCCUCCAAGCCGACCUGGGGGACUUCAAGAGGAACAAGCACUACGGGAAGUACUUCGAGCCCGAGGCUUAUUUCCCUGCCUGGGUGGUUGCCAAGAGGGGCAAGGAUUACAUCCUGAAGCACGUCCCCAACAUGCACAAGGACCAGUUUGCCCUGACAGCCUCAGAAGCCCAUCUCAAGUACAUCAAGGAGGCCGUCAGGCUGGACGACGUGGCCGUGCACUACUACAGGCUGUACAAGGACAAAAGGGAAGUGGAGGCCUCGCUGACUCUGGGGCUGACAACACGGGGCAUCCAGAUUUUCCAGAACCUGGAUGAGGAAAAGCAGCUGCUCUACGACUUCCCAUGGACAAACGUGGGGAAACUGGUGUUUGUGGGCAAGAAGUUCGAGAUCCUGCCGGACGGGCUGCCCUCGGCCCGGAAGCUCAUCUACUACACGGGCUGCCCGCUGCGCUCGCGCCACCUCCUGCAGCUGCUGAGCAGCAGCCACAGGCUCUACAUGAACCUGCAGCCCGUGCUGCGCCAGGUCCGCAGGCUGGAGGAGAACGAGGAGAAGAAGCAGUACCGGGAAUCCUACAUCAGCGACACGCUGGACCUGGACAUGGAGCAGCUGGAGAAGCGCUCGCGCGCCAGCGGCAGCAGCGCCGGCAGCAUCCGGCACAAGCGGCUGUCCCGGCACUCCACCGCCUCCCACAGCAGCUCCCACACCUCUGGCAUCGAGGCUGACCCCAAACCCCGGGAGACGGGCCCCGAGGAUGGGUUCUCCGGCGCCGGCGCCCACCGCAAGCUGAAGACCUGCAGCUCCAUGACCAGCCACGGCAGCUCCCACACCUCCGGCGUGGAGAGCGGCGGGAAGGAGCGGCUGGAGGAGGAUUCCCAGGAUGACGAAAUCGAGAUGCUGGUGGAUGACCCCCGGGAGCUGGAGCAGGCUGGGGAGAUGGAGGUGAGCCCCGACAUGUGCGUCUACAUCACCGAGGACAUGCUGCUGUCCCGCAAGUUCAACGGGCACUCGGGACUCAUCGUGAAGGAGAUCAGCUCCUCCACCUCCAGCUCCUCGGAGACGGUGGUGAAGCUGCGGGGGCAGAGCACCGACUCCUUACCCCAGACCACGUGCAGGAAACCCAAGACGUCGACGGACCGGCACAGCCUGAGCCUGGAUGACAUCCGGCUCUACCAGAAGGACUUCUUGCAGUUGGCCAACCUGUGCCAGGACACGGCGCAGAGCUUCACCUUCGGCUGCGCCCACGGCCUGGCCGAGGACGGGCUCUACUGCAACGGCUGCCUGGCCCAGCAGUGCAUCAACAUGCAGGACACCUUCCCGGUGAAAAGAACCAGCAAAUAUUUCUCCUUGGAUCUCACCCACGACGAAGUCCCCGAGUUCGUGGUCUGAGCGUGGGGAGGCUCCGACGCCGCCUUCCCCCCAGGCCUGCCCUGCUCCCUGCAGACCGUGGGAACCGUGGUGCUGGAUGAGGGCAGGACGGGGGUCCCCGGGUGGAUUCUGGAGGAGUUUGUGCCAAACCCAAGUUGUCUUGUUCCGCCUGGCCGGAGCGCAGCUCAGCUGGAGCCGGCAGGAGCCCACCGUUGUGUUUUCUCGUGGCCUCUCUCCCCCUCCUUGCCCCCAGGUGACUCUGGGGUGGCUGGAAAGUGCCAGACUGUCUGUUCAAGCCAAGCCAAAGAAAUGUAAAUAACCCUAAAGGCCAGUAUGGGAAGGGAGAAUUAAGCAAUAACCAGCCAGGGAUCUCCUCUGGGCAUGGUGAUGUUCCGUGGAGGAAAGCAUGGCCAGCAGCUCCUGGGGCAGAGCAUGAUCCCAGUUUUUCCAAAAACACGUGCUGGAGGUCAGGCCACAGCAGUUCCAGCUGGGUGGAUGUUGGCUGGAAGCUCUCAGAGCCAUUUGCAACUUGUUUUUAUAUUUUUCUCUUUUUUUUUUUUUUCUUUUUUUUUU